GUUGUGUGAGUGUCCAGGUUAUCAAGGGUAGUCGGUGGUGGAACGAAACUUGAUCAAAUAAAUCUCGGCCGACUACAGCAUUGAUCGAAAACCCCAAGUCAGAGUCAGGCUUUUCAGUCAGUCUCAGCAACCCGCGAGAAGUAAACUUUUACUCCAGAAGGAGGCGCUUGUCCCAUAAACACAACACUAUGUCAACCACCACGGAAACUUCACAGAACUACAGUAGUGUACAGGUGGUGACUGGACUAUGAACAAAUAACGCACCGAAACGCCCGCCUCCAUAAUGACAGAAAACGGAGGAUAUCCGGUUCCCCCAACCACAGAGAAUGGUGAGGGGGCUGCCGACCAGGAUUACAAGGCACUUUACUUCCAGGAGGUGGAGAAGAGGAAGACCCUUAUGAAGCUCGCACAGAAAGCCACCCGGGACUACGACGAGUUGAAGCAGCGCUACAUGGAGACCACCCAUGCCGCUGAAGCUAUCCAGGUUCGCCUCGAGGAGAGCGAACACGACCUACACAACCUCCGGAGCGACUCUGACUCACCAGUCGUCUCUACAGUGUCUGAGGCUGUCUACCACGAGUACGACGAUCUGCGACAGCGCUACCAGGUGGAAACAGAGUCCAUGGCCCAGGCUUUUAACCGUGCCACAGAGUGGUACCAUGAAAACAAAAUUUUGCGUCGUGAGGCCAAUACGCUCAAGAGACAGAGUGCUGUUUUGAUGCAGCGGGUGGCAGAUACCUCGCCAGAUUUUGAUAUCUCAGUCUUAGCAAACAUGGGUGAGACGGUGGACAAGCAGGGACUCCAGGAGAUACAGCAACAACAUGAUCAAGAAGUAUCCACACUGAUGAAAAAAAUUAAAGGAUUAGAAAUGGAUGUGGCAAAUCUCACAGCAGAGAUGAGCAAAUCAAAACAAGAUGAGUUUGAUGCCCAGGAAGAGUUAUUAGAAGCUCGGAGACAGCUGGAUGAGGCCACUCAACAAAUAGAUCAUCUUCAGAGUAGGAUAGCAGAACUGGAAGCAGUUGAGCGGCGAAUGGGACGUGUGUCAGUUUUAGUUCUAGAUGAAGUUGAAGCUCUCCAAGCUCAGCUACGCUCAGAAGCUGCUAGAGCCAACACAGCGGCUUCAGAGGCAGCCAAGGCCCGUGGCGAAAAAGCAGCUAUGGCUCGUCAGAGUGCUGUUGCCUUAGCAGAUGUGAUGGGAGAUGAAAGACUACGAAUGGCUUUGGAGGAAGUGCACACCAUUACUCAGAAACUUCACACACAAGAGGAAGAACAUAAACAAAUCAUGUCCAAGUUAAAGACUGAACUACUUUCCUAUGAAUCUGGUGAUAAAGCUGCUGAGGUUGAACUGCUAAGAGAACGUGUUUUAUUGCUGGAGGAGGAAGUUAAAGUGCAAGAAGAUAAGACUAAAGAGACAAACUCAGAAUUGGAAAGACUUAGAAAAGAAGCUGAGAAACAGCAAAGUGAAAUUAGAUUACUCCAGCAGCAACAUUCCACCAGCAAAAGAAUCAACAAUAGUUAUCCUGACAAAUCAUCUGUGGUGUCAGAACCUCUGUCACUCAGCAGGUCCAGCACUACACUAGAGUCUCAGUCAAGGAUUCCACCUCCUCCAGCACCUCCUCCUCCACCCCCUCAUUUUGUUCCUCUACCCCCUCCUCCUCCACCACCACCCCCUCCUCCUCCUCCUCCUCCUCAUGCAGGUCCUCCUCCUCCUCCACCACCACCUCCUCCACCUCCACCUGCCAACCCUGUGACUACAUUAGCCACCUUGAUUGGUGCUUCCAAACAAAACAGGAAAGAUAAGGAGACAAAUGGUUCAGAUACUGGAAGUAAAGGAGGUGGAGGUAUGGAUGAUCUCAUUAAUCAAAUUAAGCGAGGUGGAGUCAAGCUUAAAUCAACAAAACCAUUUGUCAUUGGAUGUAUUAAUAAGAAAACAGAUCCUGAUGUGAAAGAGAAGCCAGCAGAUGCUGUACAGGAGAUGAAGAGCAUUUUAGCAACUAUGAAACGUGGACGCCAGGGUAGGUUAAGGCCUUCUGCAAUUUCUCAAGAGUCAAAAUCCCGAACUACAAAGUCAAAGAAGAAGGAAAAGAGAGAAUCUACAUCAUCCAACCCAAAAGCUGAUGAUGAGGAAAAAAGAGAAAUUGAUGUUGAUGAUUCCAACAGUACAACACAUGAACUCUCCCCAGCUCCUCAAACAAAGGAAAAUUCUCCUAUAAUUGAUACAGUGUCUGUGGAAGAUUCCAUUACAUGUACUUCCAAAGAUCAGAAUAUUGAUUUGGCUGAAGGCACAAAAACAGAAGAUAUUAUAACACUCGACAACAACAAACCAGCUCAAGAAACUACUACUGUGGAAAACAACAUAAGAGGAAAGGAUUCUACAGCAUGUGAGGACAAUGCUACAACUGCUAGUGCAUCUUACACUUUAAAGCUGAAUAAUCCCUAUGUUGGGGCAGAUGAAUGUUCCAGCCGUGAAACUACCCCACCUGCUAGCACUACUGAAAAAUCAGAGGAAUGGGAAAAUAAUCGUCCAUCUCCAGGACGAGCCAUUUCAUCAACUACCAUAUUUCUGAGGAAUAGUAGAAGUCCAUCCCAAGACUGAUGAAGUACUGGUAUUAGCCUAUAAAAAUGUAAAUUUAAAACAAGGCUGAAAAUGCAGCUUAGGAUUCUGAUCAUUAAAAUAAUUUUCUCACUGUCAUUAUUUCUAUAGUGACAUGCAAAAAUUAACCUGAUGCUUCUCGUUAUUUUAGUUAGAGGUGCUUUGUAUAUGAUUACAGGUAUAUAUUCAGUUUUGUCAAAAUGUUUUAGAAUGAAUUUAGGGAGUACAAUACAUGUGGAAUAUCAUUGUUAUUCAGGAGCAGAUGGUGUUUAUAUAAUUUUCCCAAACAAGACACAUAUGUUCUUUAUAAUUGGAACAUGUUACAAAUAUUGAUUCUGAAUUUCUAGUAGACAUGCUGUACUGAACACUAUCUAAUAUGAAACAUAUAUUUGACUUAUAUAAAUUCAUAUAAAAAUUUUUAAGUUUGUACAGUAUAUAUUGAUCAUGAGUGAGUACAGUACAGUACAGUACAGUACAGUACAUGCAUUACUCAUGGAACUGCAUUUUUCCUUGUGAGAAGGGUUUGCUUGUUAGGACUUUGGGUAAAAUACUAAAAUUUUCUGUGGCUUAACAUAUAAGAAUAAUGCAAUGUUAAAUAUGCCUGGUAACCAAGAUGAAACUUAGGCACUCCAGAUGUUGAUUCUCCAAGUUUUUUGUAUUAUACAGGUAGUUUCAUCUAACAUGGUGUGGCUUCAAUCAAUGAUUUAUCUGAUUCAAAUCAUGAUAUACAGGGAAUGUAAUAAUAAUAAUAAUCAUUGAUAUUCAUAUCCAAUUACUGUAUGUAUCAUACAUAAUUUAAACAAUUUAAAGGAUUGUGAUAUAAAAAUAUGUUGCUCAACAGAAAAAUGCUCUCAGCAUUUAGGAUCUCUGUAUUGAAUCCACAUUUGCAUCUUAUAAAAGACUAAGACAA
Messenger RNA from Homarus americanus (American lobster), 3503 nucleotides. RefSeq names its product shootin-1-like. Bases 284 to 2596 code for a protein of 770 amino acids. NCBI's taxonomy places the organism in Eukaryota, Metazoa, Arthropoda, Malacostraca, Decapoda, Nephropidae. The transcript has 12 exons. The record is from RefSeq and is a predicted model, not a curated record.